UCUUCUUCCACCUUCAUGAACUUUAUACCUUGUUUUUGCAGCUCAUUACAAUACGACGUCGUUUUGCCCGUAAAAUUCUGUUUUUAGGUUUAUUUUCCUCUUUAAUUUGGCAUUGAAAAAUCUGAAUCUUGCAAGAUAUUUUCAAGAAAGUGGAAGUUGUGGGGCAAUCAUCAAUUUUGAUAUAUACUUAUUUUGAUCAAUGUGGAGUAGCCUAAUUAUCAUAUGCUGCUAUUGAUAGUUUAUUGUUUGAUUAGCUUUGUCCAAUAAUGGCUGCUGUUGGUUCUUUGCAGUUGUCCCAUUAUUUGGGGACUUGCAAGAACCAUGAGCGCCUUAAGAAAUAUUCACCUAGACAGAACACAUUUGGAAGGAGUAGGUGGCAUUCUUGCUGCACGAGUCUGUCAUCAUUUUCAUCGCGGCAGGACUCCUGGAGUAUUCAUCACUUAAGAGGAUUGCAAGUGAAGGAACAUGUGCUCCCAUAUAGAAGCAAUUUGUUCAAGUGUAAUUCUUACCUAAAACCUGACCAAGCUUUUGAUAUUUCUGUAAAGAAUGCUGCUAUUAUACUGAAAAGAUCAUACAAUAGCUUACAAGGCAGCCCACUUGUGCUUAAGUUUCUUCCGGCAAUUGGAAUCCUUGGUUUUGCAGUUUGGGGUCUUGCACCGCUACUGCGUCAAAGUAGAAAUGUACUCCAUAAGAGUGAUAACAGCUGGGGAAAGAGUGGUACAUAUCAUGUAAUGACCUUCUAUCUUCAACCUUUGCUGUUGUGGACUGGGGCAAUGCUUGUCUGCAGAGCAUUGGACCCCAUGGUGCUACCAACAGAAGCUAGUCAAAUUGUUAAACAACGACUUUUGAAUUUUGUAAAAUCAUUGUCUACUGUGCUAGCCUUUGCAUAUUGUUUGUCCAGCGUUAUUCAACAAGCACAGAAGUUUUACAUGGAGACAAGUGAUGCAAAUGAUACUAGAAAUAUGGGCUUCCAGUUUGCUGGUAGAGCUGUUUAUACUGCAGUGUGGGUCGCAGCUGCUUCAUUGUUCAUGGAGUUGCUAGGUUUCUCUACACAGAAAUGGCUAACUGCGGGAGGACUUGGGACAGUCUUGCUGACACUUGCUGGACGUGAGAUAUUCACCAAUUUUCUUUCAAGUAUCAUGAUCCAUGCCACACGUCCAUUUGUCCUUAAUGAAUGGAUUCAAACCAAGAUUGAAGGCUAUGAAGUUUCUGGUACAGUUGAGCAUGUGGGUUGGUGGUCCCCCACAAUCAUAAGAGGCGAGGAUCGAGAGGCUGUUCACAUUCCAAACCACAAGUUUACGAUGAAUGUUGUCAGAAAUCUGACUCAGAAAACUCAUUGGCGUAUUAAAACUCACCUAGCCAUCAGUCAUUUGGACGUCAGUAAGAUAAACAGUAUUGUAGCUGACAUGCGCAAAGUUUUGGCAAAGAAUCCCCAAGUUGAACAACAGAGGUUGCAUAGAAGAGUAUUCCUGGAGAAUGUCAACCCUGAAAAUCAAGCCCUGUUGAUCUUAAUAUCCUGCUUUGUCAAGACAUCACACUUCGAAGAAUACUUGUGUGUCAAGGAAGCUAUUUUAUUAGAUCUUCUUAGAGUCAUUCGACAUCACCGAGCUCGGCUUGCCACUCCCAUCCGUACGGUUCAGAAAGUAUAUAGUGAUGCUGAGUUGGACAACAUGCCAUAUGAUUCUGCCUUCAAUCAUGGAGCAACAUCCACUCGUCCAUUGCUACUGAUUGAGCCAUCUUAUAAAGUCAAUGGGGAAGAUCGCACAAAAGGUCGACCAAUCCGUGUGAAUGGUGAAGAAGACUCCAAGGAAAAGGCUACCAUGAAGCCGGCACCUGACAGCAAGGUUGAAACGAAGAGCGGACCCGCAUCUGAUCUUAAAGUCAAAGAAAUACUUCCAGCUAGCUCUCAUGGUAAGGAUGUGCCAAUUUCUGACUUGAAACUUGAUCCCAAAGUUGACAAAGUAGCACAUGCUGAACCCAAAGAUGACAUUAAAACACCGUCGGAUCCAAAACCGAGUAAGGCAACAGUGAAAAACACUUCAAAACCUGUCUCAAAAGCUGAGUCAAAGUCUGCAGAAUUUGGUAUUUCUGAUUCCAAAGAUCUUUCGGAGAACAUUUCUAGCAACAAACAAGUUAAGAAAACAGGCAGUGUCCCAUCUACUUCACAGUCUAAAAGAGAGGAUGAAAAACCACAAAUCACACAACCAUCUGUGUCAUCGAAGCCCGCAUUGGAAGAGAACAUUGUUCUUGGUGUUGCUCUCGAGGGUUCAAAAAGAACCCUUCCAAUUGAAGAAGAACCAUCACCACCACCAAAUCCAGCAGAGUCAAAGGAAAUGGCUACUAGCCGUAGUAGUAGUGCUUCUACCAUUGCAGAGAAAGAUAAAAAAGAUGGGCAGCGUUCAAACCGUUCUAAUUCUGCAGGUACUGAUCAGUCGGGUAAAAGGCCCUCUACCGGCAGUUGAUCCUCCUAUGUUUUCACUAACCCUUGUGAAACUCAUUCUUUGUCAGCACUAGAUUUGAUGUUAUAUGGUCCAUUGAGAUAAGUUGUCUUGAUGUCCCUAAUGGUAAAGUAUUUAGCCUAUCACUCCCAGUAUAAAAAUGGAUAACUUAUAGGGCUUAAAUCAUGUUUGUUUCUAAGUGGUUUGUGGAUGUAUUUAUUAUCGCGACGUGUCCAGUUUGACCCCUCCAGUGGCAAAUUUUUUGGCUACUGGCCAGGUCGUUCAACUUCUAUAGAAGUAUUGUCAUUUUUCCACUUAUGCUGGUUAGCAAGCAUAUAUGCACAUUCAUGCAUUUGUGGGGUC
Lycium ferocissimum is the source of this 2801-nucleotide messenger RNA. Its product is annotated as mechanosensitive ion channel protein 2, chloroplastic-like. NCBI's taxonomy places the organism in Eukaryota, Viridiplantae, Streptophyta, Magnoliopsida, Solanales, Solanaceae. Bases 267 to 2462 code for a protein of 731 amino acids. Gene Ontology annotation, biological process: transmembrane transport. The record is from RefSeq and is a predicted model, not a curated record. The transcript has 14 exons. Gene Ontology annotation, cellular component: membrane.